Molecule: messenger RNA, 384 nt
Organism: Plasmopara halstedii
Lineage: Eukaryota; Oomycota; Peronosporomycetes; Peronosporales; Peronosporaceae
Exons: 1
Coding region: 1-384 (127 amino acids)
Source: RefSeq, a predicted model, not a curated record
AUGUCUGUGGCAGUGUCUGGAAACAUCAGUUAUGCCAUCACAGCCACGCAAGUUCAACAAACGUUGGCCUUGAGCGAGCGCUCGUUGGAAGCCUUCGACCUCGCUAAAACUUCUGAAGCGAGAAGGUUUCUGCGAAGUAGAGAGCUUGACGCCGUGAAGGAAGAGCGUGUCUCUUCUAAAAUGGAUUUCAUCCCAGAAUCAGAAUUCAGCUCCAAGGUCCUGAAGGCGAUCAAGAAGUCAAAUAAAGAGCAUAACAACGCAUUUAUGCUAUCACGUAAGCCCAAGACUCCUUUGAGCAAAUCUAGAUUUAAAAGAGAGGUGCUGGUGGAUGCCGUCUUCGAUAAACUUAACAAUUUAAAACUUGAUUAUCCUAAUAGACCGUAA